CUCUCAGGCUUCUCUCUGGCAGAAUAGAGUUAAGGACAUGUGCGCUCAAAGUGAAUGGACCUGUAGCCAGUGUUUUUGCUUUACCUUCUGGGAUUUUUUGAUGCGCUAAAACUUAUGUAUAUUUAUGUUUUGUUUGUAAAGUGUAUUAACGCAUUCUGCAACGAUUUGUCGAUAUUUGUCCUUUAAGCUGGUUUUUCAUUAUGCGCACAACUUGCAGGAGGUUAUAGCCUACAAACGAAAAACAUAAAAGGAGACAAAUGGUUCUUCAUGAACAAAUUUAUACAAUUUUGCAUUUUGACGUGAUACGAUAAUAAAUCAAAAAAUGUUUGUGCUCGCGGAAUUCAAGGACACUGUCAGGAUUCAACCCAUGAAUUUUAAAUACAAGUUAAACGACGUCGUUUCCGAUGAAUUAAAUAAGAAGCUAGCCAAUAAAGUUUACAAAGAUGUGGGGCUUUGUAUCACGCUGCACGAUAUUACAAACAUCGAGGAAUCGUAUAUCUUUCCCGGUGACGGGUCCUCACACACCAAAGUUACAUUUCGAUUUAUUGUGUUUCGUCCGUGGAUGGAAGAAAUAUUGAUAGGAAAGAUUCGUUGCUGUAGCCCCGAAGGUGUACACGUUACUUUAGGUUUUUUCGAAGAUAUAGUCAUACCGCCUCACAAAUUGCAACAUCCGUCGCGAUUCGAUCAGAUGGAGCAAGCAUGGGUGUGGAUAUACAAGACUGAAGACGGAGAAACGCACGACCUAUUUAUGGACGCGGGAGAAAUUAUAAGAUUCAGAGUUGUGAAGGAGAUCUUCACGGAAACACCUUUACCGUCAGCGCACAACGCACCUCAGGACAUGGGAGAGAAACAAGAGACUAGCAAUGUUGCACCGUAUGUUUUGCACGGUUCAAUUGACGAGUCUGGUCUAGGUUUACUUACCUGGUGGAAAAAUGCGUAACUUGUUAUUACAGACUCAAUGUGUUAUUGUUAGGUAUAUAAGAUUUUUAAGUAAAUAAAUGCACAAAACAAGUUCUGGUCAAUAAACUUUUAUUUCACAGCGCAUUUCAUCGUAUUGUGGUGUGUUGUCAUUAAAUGUUGCAUUAAAUGUGAGCGGUAUUUCACAAUUAUGACUCGAUUACCCAGUACAACUUCGCCCGCGUGCAAGUAUAUAUAUAUAUUUAUAUACAUAUAUAUAUAUAUAUACACACAUAUAUAUACAUAUAUGUAUACAUAUAUAUAUGUAUAUAUAUUUACGUUCAAUUUUGAUUGAUAACAGAAUUAUUAGGUAUAUAAUUUUUACAAUAUAUACAAAUGUAUUCUGUGUGCUAAACACGCACGUGACAACACGCAAAAAUAUCUGUGUUACGCGAGAUUAUCGGAUUGCUUUGAGAAAAAUUACGUUUAACUUAAUUCAAUAAUAGGAAUAUUCUCACAGAGACGCUGUUGCAAUAAUAAUAAUAAUAAUAAUAGUCGGUGUAUCACAUAUGAGACGCGAUGUUGUUGAUAAAAACAAAAAACAAGUGACAUAUAUAUAUAUAUAUAUAUAUUGCACCACAUCUCUUUGAAGUUCCGGUCUGUGCGACUGAAAACAAUCAAAAACAAAUAACAUACAUAUAUAUUGCACCGCACCUUUUUUGAAAAACAAAUCAAAUGAAAUGUAAGGCGAGUUUUUUCACACAUUGUUCCGCGCAUUUAUGCUGUUUACCCUUGCCUAUUGCGCAACUCAAACGUCCGACCGAAUCGAUUUGCAAUACAACGCGUUCGUUGAGGUAUAAAUUAUACAGCACGUUGAAAUCUAUAUUUAUUCGAGAUACAUAACAUGGCAAUAAAAGGUGUGUGUAUAUUAUAAUAUGUCGGACAUAUAUCGCGUAUAUACCGGCGUAACAAAUUAUUAAAAACGAGAGAGAGAGAGAGAGACACACACACACACAAAAUACUUCGUUCUAAUUAUGACUACAUACAUUAAUACGCAUACGUACGUACUUAAUCGGAGAUAAGUGAAUAACCACACAAAGAAUACAGCUAGUAAAAGUUUCUUAAAAUUUAGGAAAAUCGCACAUUGAUUGCACAGAGAUAUAUGUAUGUAUAAAUAUAACAUACAAGAUGAAACGACGUUGUCGCAUUACCAUUGUGGGUGCAGGAAUAGUGAGCUUCUUGAGUUUUCUUUUUUCUCAAACACGUUUUACAACACGCAUUGGCCAAACGGGAGUAACGCGAAUGGCGUUGUUAGCUUAUUCAUGUGUAGGCGCAACGGCCGUUAGACACACGUAGGCGAGCAGAAGUUGUCGGAUCUGAAUGAUUUAAUAAAGCAAAUGAUAGUUCGCCUGACGAGGAAAGGAUUUGAUUUCUGAUUUACACCCGACACACGUUCCAGCUCGCAUGUGCUUACACAUGAAUAGAAUCUCGUUGGGUAGUGUGA
This is a messenger RNA of Pseudomyrmex gracilis, 2401 nucleotides long. It is a transcript of the gene Polr3H, whose product is annotated as DNA-directed RNA polymerase III subunit RPC8. Bases 323 to 940 code for a protein of 205 amino acids. NCBI's taxonomy places the organism in Eukaryota, Metazoa, Arthropoda, Insecta, Hymenoptera, Formicidae. Gene Ontology annotation, cellular component: RNA polymerase III complex. The transcript has 5 exons. Gene Ontology annotation, molecular function: DNA-directed RNA polymerase activity; DNA binding. The record is from RefSeq and is a predicted model, not a curated record. Gene Ontology annotation, biological process: transcription initiation at RNA polymerase III promoter; DNA-templated transcription.